This is a messenger RNA of Staurois parvus, 296 nucleotides long. The record is from the annotation of a GenBank genome assembly. NCBI's taxonomy places the organism in Eukaryota, Metazoa, Chordata, Amphibia, Anura, Ranidae.
GGUACUGAUGAGGACAGAUGGGCACUCACUGGUGGGCACACUGACAUGCACAGACACAAAUGGGCACUCACUGGUGGGCACUGAUAUAGCACUGACAGGCACUGAUAUACACACUGGAUGGCACUGAUAGUCACAGAUGGGCACUGUAGAUCACAGAUGGGCACUGAUGAGCAAAGCACGUGAUCAGCGGUGUCCAAUGACACGCUGAUCACAGGAAAAUGCAAGUGCCAGUUCUCGGCUGCACUUUCCUCACGCUGUCAGAUCGUGAGGAAAGUACUGCCGAGAACCGGCAGUUG